GGGAGGCAGUGGUUAUCAGAUGUGUGAGCGCACGAGGGCCGCAGACGUGCUUCACACAUCGCCGGAGGAGAACAUCCCGCAGCCAUCUCCCAGAUGGACCCCCGACGGCCCGUGCCGUUCUCCCCCGCCGUGGUUCACCUGUUUGCGGCCCUGAUCUUGAGCUUCUCCAGCCUGCCCUCCGAAGCCCUGGCCCAGGAGCCCGGAGGACGGAGCCCACCGGGAGAGGCUAUUGGAUGCGAAGGUCAACAGGUCGACAUCUGUGGGGUGUGUGCAGGUGACGGCUCAUCCUGCGAGGUGGUCAGCGGAACCUUUUCUCGGUCCAUACUCUCCAUGGGCUAUCACAGAAUCCUCGAGAUCCCCAUCGGAGCUCAAGAGCUUAAGAUACAGGAGACAGUCAAGAGCAGGAACUACCUGGCAAUCCGGACCAGCACGGGUGAGUCUGUCAUUAAUGGGAAUUGGGUCAUCGACAGGCCAGGCAUCUUCUAUGCUGCUGGGACCACACUAACAUACCGGCGACCGAAUGAGAUACGUAGCAAGACAGGAGAGUCCAUUACUGCACCAGGACCAACCCAACAGGAGCUCCAUAUCUACAUGAUCUACCAACAGCCUAAUCCCAGCAUUUAUUAUGAGUACGUUCUCCCAAGGGCCAACAUCCCUGACUCGGAGGAAACCCCAGGUCCAGAUAUCCGUCCCAUUGAGCCUCUGGGUUUAUAUCCAUUGGAGGAACAGGGAUUCGUCCAUCCUGAUGCCAGCGGAAAAGAAAAUUCAAUUGGCGGAGUUCACUCUAACCACGUCCUCUCCGAGACCUCCCCUCCAACUGCUGACGGCCCUAGUGGGAAACUCUACCCAGGCCUGCUUCCCCCUUACAUAUGGAGUGCCACUGGGACCACUCCGUGCAGUGCCACCUGUGGCACAGGCAGACGUCACGUCGUCUUCGGCUGCGUGGAGCAGCUCACCCUGACACCGGCUCCAGCUGACUUCUGUGAGCCCACCCAGCUCCCGGGCCCCCGGGAGGAGCACUGUCACACCCAGCCCUGCCCUGCCUUCUGGGAUGUGGGGGAAUGGUCCGAAUGCAGCAAGACCUGCGGGCCCGGGUUCCAAAACCGACAGGUCUUGUGCAGGCGGCCCCUUGGAAACCAGAGCACUGGCGUCGUGGGCCCAGAGCAGUGCGGGCAUCUGGAAUCGCCCGAGACAAUCGUCUCGUGCCAGCUGAAGAUCUGCAGUGAGUGGCAAAUCCGCUCUGAGUGGACUUCGUGCUCCGUGCCCUGUGGCGUAGGACAGCGCACUCGAGAAGUUCUCUGCGUGGACAACCUGGGGGACGUGGUUAUGGACGAGGAAUGCAACAUGAAGCUCCGGCCACCUGACGUGGAGAACUGCGACAUGGGGCCGUGCGCCCGCAGCUGGUUCUUCAGCCCCUGGAGUGAGAGGUGCUCUGCGGACUGUGGGGAGGGCCGGCGCAGCCGUUCCGUGGUGUGCUUGACCAAUUAUAUCAGCAGCCUGCCGCUGGACGGCUGCGGGGACGAGGUGCCGGAUGAAAGCUCUCUUUGCGACAUCGGCCCAUGUCAUCACAAGUUCGAGUGGUACACGGGGCAAUGGGGGCAGUGCUCCGCCGAGUGUGGGAACGGCACACAGACCCGCAGUGUAGUGUGCAUGCUUCACAGCGACGGCCACUUGGACGUGGCUUCACCCUCCAACUGCAGCCACCUACCCCGCCCCACCAGCACACAGCCCUGCUUCCUCAAGAGGUGUGGAGCCACGUGGUACGUCACCGAGUGGAGUGCGUGUUCUCGCUCAUGUGAUGGGGGCUACCGCGUGCGGGAGGUGCGCUGUCUGGCAGAUGACAAAACUAUAAGCAUUGGCUGUGACCCCACCCUUGUACCCAAAGAGCGGGAAGAGUGCAACAUGCAGGCUUGCAUCCCAGAAAUUGACGAGAAUUGCCGGGACAUGUACUACAACUGCAACGUGGUGGUGCAGGCGCGCCUCUGUGUGUACUCCUACUACAGGAGAGCCUGCUGCGUGUCCUGCACGCGGGUCAGCCGCAGGGAGUCCCAGCUCAGGAGGAGGUGAUCGGAAACAGAGAGCAACACCUAACAAAGCAGAGACGUUUAAUCAUGGCCGUAAUUUCCACCAUGGGAUUUUUAAUUACCCUUUCUCGUGACAUUUCUUUCCUUUAUAGAGAGAGCGAGAUGGUUACCUAGUCCUAAAAACAAACAUGCACACACAUUCCCGACAGCGUUCUCACUAAAACUUUCCUCAACAUAAGUUGUUUAAAACUAAUAACUCUCAACACAUUAUGAAUACAUUUGUCGGUAUGCUCAGUUCAAUCCAAGUUGGUUUUACACAUCUGGAGGAACUACCCUUGAGAGUCUCUUCUGGAAAUAACAAAACAGGGAUAUUUAUUUCCAAAUAAAAUGGCUUUGUUGCUUCAAGGCAAUAUGUGACAAAAUGAUGAUAAAAUACCACUAGCUAGGAUGACUAUAAUGGUCAGCAGUUGCUAGAGGGCAAGCAGAUGCUUCAAAAAAAUAAAUCAGAACUGCUUUGAAAUGAUAUGAGAACUAGGAUAAAAAGGCAGAGCAUUUGUUCUGUUAAUGAGAAGCAGAAUCAGAACUGUGUGUGUG
Messenger RNA from Scleropages formosus (Asian bonytongue), 2618 nucleotides. RefSeq names its product ADAMTS-like 7 (gene adamtsl7). The record is from RefSeq and is a predicted model, not a curated record. Gene Ontology annotation, cellular component: extracellular matrix. The transcript is spliced from 12 exons. Lineage: Eukaryota; Metazoa; Chordata; Actinopteri; Osteoglossiformes; Osteoglossidae. Gene Ontology annotation, biological process: proteolysis; extracellular matrix organization. Gene Ontology annotation, molecular function: metalloendopeptidase activity. Bases 94 to 2067 code for a protein of 657 amino acids.